GAGUCAAUCAACUCCCACUGACCAACUACCGAACCAAUCCAGACAUUCACCAUGUUCUUGAAGCUCGCCGCCGGUAUCAUCGCUACGACCUUCGUAGUCCUGAAGGUCAAUGCUGAGACGCACACCGUCACUCUCAGUAACAACUGCGGUUUUGGCACUACCACCCUUUUGUCGCAGAGUGGACAGGUUCUGUCUACCGGCAGCGCGUAUACCGCAAACGGUCCCGCGUAUGGACUGGUUGCUUAUCUGCAGGCGUACCGCCGAGGUGUAUUACGUCUAGGUAGCGUCCGGUCCAUCGACCGUGCGCGCUUCAACUUCUAUGACGGCUGCGAUGGCGUCGGUGAGGACUGUGAUUGCUGCCUCACCUAUCAUACGCAGGCCCGACCACCCCUCGCCCGAAGCUGCAGCGCUGACAAUGUGAACAUCAACAUCACAUGGUGCGGGUGAGCGGGUGAACUGUGUAAGGGACUAGUACGUAACGGAGU
Messenger RNA from Fomitopsis serialis, 485 nucleotides. RefSeq lists its product as uncharacterized. Bases 52 to 447 code for a protein of 131 amino acids. NCBI's taxonomy places the organism in Eukaryota, Fungi, Basidiomycota, Agaricomycetes, Polyporales, Fomitopsidaceae. The record is from RefSeq and is a predicted model, not a curated record. The transcript has 8 exons.